AAAGAUCAGUUAGGUGAGCAUCUUGAUCUUGUAGUGCACACAAUGAGACGCCACAAAUAUAUUCAUUACUCCACUCAUUACGCCACAAAUAUAUUUGUAGUGCACACAAUGGGAGAGAUCCACCAUACCUAACGCCUGCGAUCAAGAUCUUCUUAACUCACUCGUACUCUAUUGUUCGAGUUCUUUUAUUUCGAUCCAAACCAUCUACUUUCCUUUCCAGAUUUUGAUCGGUCUCUCCGUUGGGUAGUUUUUUUGUUUGUGGAUUGGGCCAACCUUCUGUUAUUGCUUGUGCAAGGAAGUUAUAUCAGUGGUUCAAAGGUUUAUCUAAAGUUGUGAAUAAUUUGAUAGUUUACUUCUUGCAAAUUAAGCAAUUCCCUUUUGUGGGAAUCCCAAGGGUGGAUUAUUUUGGAGCUCUUAUAGAAAAAAAAAAGAUCUAUAUGUUUUGGAGAUAUGGAGCAUUUUCCUGUUGAAGUUAUUGGAAACAUACUAUCUAGGCUCGGAGAUGCCCGAGAUGUGGUAAUAGCUUCUGCAACUUGUUCAAAAUGGCGAGAAGCUUACUGCAAACAUCUUCACACACUUUCAUUCAAUUCCAAUGAUUGGCCUGUUUAUCGUGAUUUGCCAACUAGUGAUCUAGAAAUCUUGAUAACUAAAACGAUAUUUCGAACAACGGGAUUAGAAGUACUAUAUAUUCUAAUGGACGCUAUUGAGUUCUCGGCUUCUACCUUCAUUUCUUGGUUCAUGUAUACUAGGGAAAAAUUGCGGCGAUUGUUCUAUAAUGUUCGAACUACUCCAAGUGUUAACAUAGUUGAAAUAUUUGGAAGGCUUAAGUUGAAAACGUUGGUCAUAGCACAAAAUUCCAUUAGUGGGGUUUUUGAAAGAUUUCCUUGUUUGAAAUGCCUAUCUUUAAGCUUUGUCAGUAUUUCAGCAUUGGAUUUAAGUCUUCUGAUCAUUGGCUGUCGGAAAAUUGAAGCCUUGGAGCUUGUCGAUCUAGAGAUUGCAAUAUCAGAUGCACAAGUGACAGUUGAGCUGACCAGUCCCACAUUGAUGAGUCUUUAUGUUGAAGCAAUCAAUCUGUAUAAGUUUAUGUUGGAGGCAGAUAGAAUUGAGUGUUUGCACUUCAAAGAUUGUGCCCUUGAGGAUUUCGAAUUUUUCGGAAGGGGGACAUUGAAGCAGUUGAAGACUGAUGAUGUUAGUGUGCUACACCUUCAUAUUGCUGAGAGUGCAGAAAAUCUUGAGACUGUAGAUAUCAGAAACUUCACAAUAAUGUGGCCAAUGUUCUACAAGAUGAUCUCAAGAUCAUCAAAAUUAAGAAGACUUCGCCUUUGGGAUAUGGUGCUUUACGGGGAAGAUAAGAUUGUGGAUUUGGAAACAAUUGCUGUUUUUUUCCCAACUCUAACCCACCUUUCACUAUGCCAUGAUUUAAAAGAUGGAGUGGUUCAUUAUAGUCUGCAAGAGUCUUCUCAGUUGGUGAAUGUGACUAUGUUGGAGCUUGGUUGGACUGUAAUUAAUGGUUUCUUCUCACGUUGGGUUGAGGGGAUGCCAAGACGAUGCCCGAAUCUUAAGAAGCUGGUCAUUCGUGGGGUUAUUCCAGAGGUCAAAAUCCAUGAGGAUUGCCAGAUGCUGGCUAAUUUCACGUCGUCCAUUGUUGAGCUCAUGAGAAAAUAUAUUCAUUUGGAGGUUCAAUUUGGUUGGAAAUCCAGUUUUGGCUCAAUUCUGUCAUGUACAGGGUCUAUAGGCACAUGUAUGGGUACAUUUUACAUCAUGUAGAGACUGAGCAUGUUAACGAAAAAUGACGAUAAUUACAAUCUCUUGCAUUUGAUUAAUUUUGUAGUUUCUCAGCAAACAAACACCUCUGUUUCCCCUCUUUCUCUCUCUCAAGCACGCAUGCACACACACAUGGGUGUGUGUGCACAUGGGUGUCAGCAGACUCACACGCAGCCACUCGUCUUCUUUACUGGUUUGCCUACUGUUUGAUUCUUUUCAUAUGUGAUGUUGCUCCAUGUAUGUUCAAAUGAUGCUGAUUGUAUUUCUCAGGUGUCUCUCUUACUUGAUAAUGAGUUUUUAUAAUCUUUGCAUGAAAAAUGCAGAUUUAAUCAUUAAAACUACUUAUAAUUAAAAGGGGAGUGUAAAAUGCAUGUACAUGUGUUUUGUUUUAUGGAAAUUUUUUUUGUCAAGUGUUUUGAGGAAAAGAGAUCGAAAACAUAUCAUAGUUUUAAGUGACAAUGAAAGUGGACACCUCGGAAUUUGGUUGCUUCUUAUUAGUGUAAGUUUUCUUUCACCUGGUUAGUAAUGAGGUGAGAAUGGCUCAUCUUUGAAUUUGGUAUCAGAAUAGGUUUUGUGCUGUUGUUAAUAUGUGAUGAUGAUGGUGAAAUACUCUUCCUGGGAAGUUUAUGUUUUAGUUAUUAGAACUGCAUACAACUGUUUAUAUCUGAUUCAAUUUACAUUCAUAUCAGGGAAUAUAUGAAGCUCCUUAUCUGAAUUAUUUUAACACCAGUAUAACUGGCAUGCAAUUUCCUUUAGUGGCUUGACUCAGAUACUACUUUGCCAUCAUUGUUAAUUUCUUAUGCCCCUCAUUUCCAGGUUGAGUAGAUUUUUUGUUCAAGAUAUUGUAGUCCCAAAGCUUGCCACUGAAAAAUCCAGUUUCAUACGUUCCUAGCAAGUUAGAAAGUCGUUCGAAUGUUUAUGUUUCCAUUCUUGGAGGACAUAAUUUUGGGUGGAAUAUGAAGGAUGUUUGCUAAACCUCUUUCCUGAUAUGAUGGAGUGAGGCCAGUAAUGGUUGUUAGUUACGAUGCAGACCAUAAACAGCGAUGCUUGCCAUUUUGCUGCUUCUGUGAAUGUGUUGCAGCUAUUGGAGACAGGCAGGGGCAAUCAAUUAGAAUGAAGAUGAAGGCCUGAUGUGUAGCACACUCUUGCUUCUUGCAGACAGAAUGAGUUAUAGAGCUGAGUAAACAACAGCAUGAGACAUAUAGCUGAGUAAACACUGCGUGACCCAUCCGAUCCAACAUAUUGCCUGGUCCUCAUCGGCUUUAGGGGGCUGGACCAAUCUACUGACCCCAUUGGUUCAGCCUUUGUUGACUGGUAGACAAAUUUAGGGGGAAAUAUAGUGACUUUUGAUGAUGAAACAAAGGGUUCUUGGCUAUUUGCUUGGAAACAAAAUUGAAUCUCGAGUGCCUUUUAAUUGCUUGAAACCAGUUAAGUCAGGAAUUUUGGAAGCUAACUCACAGGAAAUCUUUUAUUGGGCUUGAUGAGUGAAAUAGGAGGGGAAAAUAUUUUGGUUUAAAUUUUAUUUUUGUGAACAAAAGAGCUGUGGUUAUGAGUUCAAAAUAAGCUGCAAAGAGAG
This is a messenger RNA of Juglans regia (Persian walnut), 3340 nucleotides long. RefSeq names its product F-box/LRR-repeat protein At1g67190-like. Bases 451 to 1767 code for a protein of 438 amino acids. NCBI's taxonomy places the organism in Eukaryota, Viridiplantae, Streptophyta, Magnoliopsida, Fagales, Juglandaceae. Gene Ontology annotation, molecular function: protein binding. The transcript has 3 exons. The record is from RefSeq and is a predicted model, not a curated record.